AUGGCGUCGAGGAAAAAUACUAGGAUAUGUGAGCAGGAGGAGGAGGGAGUAGGAAAGGUGGCCGUGGAGGCUGAGCAAGGGGAGGAGGAGGAACGAGUAGAGGAAGAGCCGUCAUUCAUCACCCCGCCGCCCGAGGCGGAGAUUCGUUACGCGGACCUGAGCGACGUACCCGCCGACGUGUGGGUGCGCAUCGCAAACGCAGCGGCGGAGAGAGAAGAGUGCUACUGCUCGUGGCCGCUCGUGCUGUGCGCCAUCGCCAUGCCGAGCGUGCGACGCGCACUAUCAGCGAGCAGCGAGCCUCUUUACUUCGAAGAAAAUUGUCAGUGUACCCCCUCCGCCGUCUCCCUCGCUCAACAAAUCCGCAGCUUCGCAUGGCUGACGAAGCAGCUCCAAAGCCCUUCGCAAUUCAACUUCACUCCCACUGAAGCGCCUCCCCGCCUCGUUUCCUCCCUCAUGCGCUCCUGCCUGUUCCCUUCCCUCUCCUCCAUCACCUCCUUCGAUUUCUGCUUCCCCCAAAGUCUCCCCUCCCAUCCGCGCCUCCUCUUCUCCCUCUCGCAAGCGCCGCGCCUCGAGUCGCUUUUUAUUCAGCAUUGCGAUCUGGCGGACAGCGAGAGUGCGGCUCCAAAUUACCAGUGCAACGAUCCCGUGAUGGUGGCCAAAAUAUGGGAAAUAAUAUCAAUCAUGGAGGAAAAGAAUCCGGACGACACUGCCAGGCUGUUUCCCGUGUUGCGCCGCCUCUGUCUCUCCCUCUCCGCCUGCUCGCCUCUCGUCCUCCGCUUCGUCGCCUGCCUCUCCUCACAGCUUCACUCUCUUGAUCUCGCAGCUGACGAUCAGUUCGUGGCACAGGAGGGCGAAGAGGCCGCUGAAAGCGGCGAGAACGCGCGUGAGAGGGACGCGGACGGGCGGAUGUCAUUUUCUCUUCACCUCCCGCUGGUCACUGACGUCAGACUCAAUGGCAUCAACUGCUUUAUCUCGCUCUCCGCCCCUCGCCUCUCCUCCCUCGCCUUUCACUGGCAGUCCCGCGAUUCCCGCCUGCUCCUGCUCCCCACCUGCCCCGCGCACCUGACAUCUCUUUUCCUUCGCACCGACCCGAUCUGUCCCUGGGCGUUGCACGCGCCGCACCUCACGUCGCUGCACUUCCUCUGCACUGACAUGGAUCCAGGGCAGGAGGCAUGCCUCCCUCCAGGUGCGAUAGAGACCGUCAAGGUCCUAGAAUGGCGAUAUCCUAUGGAUUUCCAGUCGCUGGAUCUGAGAGAUUGGCACGGCCUGCGUUGUCUCCAUGCGGUAGGCUGGGGCCCUGUACCUCUGUCGGUCUUUCGCUCAAGUGAGCUCUGGCCGUGUGACUUGGAGGGCAUGUUUUUCUCUGGUAUUGGGAGCGAGGUUGUGGGGUUUCUUGAGAGGGGGUUGGGAGGAGGCGAUUGGGGGGAAAGCUUGGGAGCGAGGAGUCAUGGAUUAGAGGGCACGUUGAGAGAUCGAGGUGAGGUAGGCUUGGAAACAGGAGGUUGUUCGACAUUGGCGGAGGAAGGCAGUCAUGCGGAUGCUGGGAACGGGGAUGCGGAUCGGGAAAAAGGGAGGAGUCUAUUGGCUCGGCUGGUGCCUGGAUGCCAGAACCUGCAGCGGUUUGAGGGGUGGGAUGACAAGGAAUGUGUGCUGUAUGUGCUGGAUGCUACUCAAGGGCUGAGUAGGGAUGUGGGGGGUGACUCACGAGAUGCAGCGGCGCGCCGAGCCGUCGACAACCAGCCCGUGACGGAGAUUCGAUACGCCGACCUUGACGCGCUACCCGCAGACGUGUGGCGGCGCAUCGCAAAUGUGGUAGUGGAGAGAGGUGACGAGUGCUACUGCUCGUGGCCGCUGGUUUCGUGCGCCAUCGCCAUGCCGUGCGUGCGACGCGCACUAUCAGAGGACGCGGUUCUCGUGUUCUACGAGACUUGCCAGUGUCCUCCCCCCACCAUCCCCCUCGCUCAACAAAUGCGCAGCUUCGCAUGGCUACCCAAACAGCACCCUCGGCCCUCCCAGCUCUUCAUCUCUGUCGAUACUUCACCUCCGCGCCUCUUUUGCUCCCUCUUACGCUCCUGCGUUUUCCCUUACCUAUCCUCCCUCACUUCUGUCAAUCUCGACUUCUCCCAACGCCUCCCCUCCCCUCCUCGCCUUCUCUACUCGCUCUCUCAAGCGCCGCGCCUCCACUCAAUUUCUCUUGAUCAUGCCGUUGAACGGACAGACGGCGUCCACGAGGUGGUGCGGCGUCCCUGCAACGACUCAGUGCUCGUGGCGGAGAUGUGGGAGCUGAUCUCAAUCAUGGAGGAGAGGAACCCGGAUGACCCGGACAGGCCUUUUCCCGUGCUGUCUCGCCUCGAGCUCUCACUCCCCACCUGCUCGCCUCUCGUCCUCCGCUUCGUCUCCUGCCUCUCUGGCCAGCUUCACUAUCUCUAUCUUUCUUUUUCUGCGGGUCAAUUUGCAGCUCAGGAGGCCGAAGAGGGUGCUGAGAGCAGUACGGAAAACAUGGACGGUCGAGAGUCGUGUGCUUUACACCUGCCGCUGGCCACUAACGUCUCAUUGAUCGGGAUUGACUGCUCCGUUUCGAUCUCCGCCCCUCGUCUCAUGGACCUCGGCUUUCACUGGAAGUCCCGCCACUCCCAGCUGCACCUGCUCCCCACCUGCCCUGCUCACCUGACAUUUCUCUUCCUUUUCACCGAUGGGACCUGUCCCUGGGCGUUCCACGCGCCCCACCUCACCUCGCUUGACUCCCUCUGCACCAGCAUGCAGCCAGAGCAGGCGGCAUGCCUCCCGCCGGGUGUGAUAGCGACCGUCAAGGCCCUAGAGUGGAGGAAUCCUAUAGAUUCCCAGUCGCUGGAUCUGAGUGCUUGGCACGGCCUGCGGUGUCUCCACGCUGUUCACUGGGCCCCUCUACCUCUGUCAGUCUUUCGCUCGGGUGAGCUCUGGCCUAGUGGUUUGGAGGGGAUGUUUUUCACGAGGAUUGGGAGCGAUGUUGUGGGGUUUCUUGAGAGUGGGUUGGAAGGAGACGAUGGGGGGGAAAUACAGGGAACGAGGAGCCAUGGAGGGGAGGGCACGUCGAGAGGCUGA
Closterium sp. Yama58-4 is the source of this 3081-nucleotide messenger RNA. The record is from the annotation of a GenBank genome assembly. NCBI's taxonomy places the organism in Eukaryota, Viridiplantae, Streptophyta, Zygnematophyceae, Desmidiales, Closteriaceae.